Molecule: messenger RNA, 195 nt
Organism: Sclerotinia sclerotiorum 1980 UF-70
Lineage: Eukaryota; Fungi; Ascomycota; Leotiomycetes; Helotiales; Sclerotiniaceae
Exons: 4
Coding region: 1-195 (64 amino acids)
Source: RefSeq, a predicted model, not a curated record
AUGUUUGACCGACAGUAUGAUAAAUUUCAUCAAAUCUUGGUUGAUAGGUACGGCACAACAAUCCCAAUGAGUUUUAGUUCUAGUUCUUGCUCUUUGCUCCACUUGUACUGGGUUUCUGUACCCGAGGGAGAAGUUGAGGAUGAAGGAGAAGGAGAAGCAGGAGAAGGAGAACCGGGGAAGGGGGUUAGGAUUUAA